This is a messenger RNA of Cercocebus atys (sooty mangabey), 2492 nucleotides long. RefSeq names its product nucleoporin 88kDa (gene NUP88). NCBI's taxonomy places the organism in Eukaryota, Metazoa, Chordata, Mammalia, Primates, Cercopithecidae. The record is from RefSeq and is a predicted model, not a curated record. Gene Ontology annotation, molecular function: structural constituent of nuclear pore. Gene Ontology annotation, biological process: mRNA export from nucleus; ribosomal large subunit export from nucleus; protein import into nucleus. Gene Ontology annotation, cellular component: nuclear pore. Bases 90 to 2315 code for a protein of 741 amino acids. The transcript is spliced from 17 exons.
AUUGGCCGAAGCAGUGAGUGGACGGCCGCGGAUUGGCUGCGCUCAGCGGCGGGCUGAGCAACUGGAAUGAGAAGAGCAGUUGGGCCAAGAUGGCGGCCGCAGAAGGACUAGUGGGCGACGGCGAGCUGUGGCAGACCUGGCUUCCUAACCACGUCGUGUUCCUGCGGCUCCAGGAGGGACUGAAAAACCAGAGUCCAGCCGAAGCUGAGAAACCAGCUUCUUCGUCGUUGCCUUCGUCGCCGCCGCAGCAGUUGCUGACGAGAAACGUGGUCUUUGGCCUCGGCGGAGAGCUCUUCCUGUGGGACGCAGAAGACAGCUCCUUCUUAGUCGUUCGCCUUCGGGGCCCCGGCGGCGGCGAUGAAGAGCCCGCCCUGUCCCGGUACCAGAGAUUGCUUUGCAUAAAUCCACCCCUGUUUGAAAUCUAUCAAGUCUUGUUAAGUCCAACACAACAUCAUGUAGCACUUAUAGGAAUAAAAGGACUUAUGGUAUUAGAAUUACCUAAGAGAUGGGGGAAGAAUUCUGAAUUUGAAGGUGGAAAAUCAACAGUGAAUUGUAGUACCACUCCAGUUGCUGAGAGAUUUUUCACCAGUUCUACCUCUCUGACUCUAAAGCAUGCUGCAUGGUAUCCAAGUGAAAUACUGGAUCCCCACAUAGUGCUGUUAACAUCAGACAACGUAAUAAGAAUUUACUCGCUACGUGAGCCCCAGACACCCACUAAGGUGAUUAUACUUUCAGAAGCCGAAGAGGAAAGCCUAGUACUCAAUAAAGGAAGGGCGUAUACUGCAUCUCUAGGAGAGACAGCAGUGGCAUUUGACUUUGGGCCAUUGGCAGCAGUCCCAAAGACCCUAUUUGGACAAAAAGGCAAAGACGAAGUAGUGGCAUACCCACUGUACAUCUUAUAUGAGAAUGGAGAGACUUUCCUGACAUACAUCAGUCUGUUACACAGCCCUGGAAAUAUUGGAAAGCUGUUGGGUCCGUUGCCCAUGCAUCCCGCGGCUGAAGAUAACUAUGGUUAUGAUGCUUGUGCUAUCCUCUGCUUACCCUGUGUCCCCAAUAUCUUAGUGAUCGCCACUGAAUCAGGAAUGCUGUAUCACUGUGUCGUGCUAGAAGGGGAAGAAGAAGAUGACCAAGCAUCAGAAAAGUCCUGGGAUUCCAGGAUUGACCUCAUUCCUUCUCUGUAUGUGUUUGAAUGUGUUGAGUUGGAGCUUGCUUUGAAACUGGCAUCUGGAGAGGAUGACCCUUUUGAUUCUGACUUUUCUUGUCCAAUCAAACUUCAUAGAGAUCCCAAGUGUCCUUCAAGAUACCACUGUACUCAUGAAGCUGGUGUACAUAGUGUUGGGCUAACUUGGAUUCAUAAACUUCACAAAUUUCUUGGAUCAGAUGAAGAAGAUAAGGAUAGUUUACAGGAACUCUCUACAGAACAGAAAUGCUUUGUUGAACACAUCCUUUGUACGAAGCCAUUGCCCUGCAGGCAUCCGGCUCCAAUUCGAGGAUUUUGGAUUGUCCCUGACAUUCUGGGCCCCACGAUGCUCUGCGUCACCAGUACCUAUGAAUGCCUCAUCAGGCCUUUACUAAGUACAGUCCAUCCAGCGUCUCCUCCCCUUCUUUGUACUCGAGAAGAUGUUGAAGUGGCAGAGUCUCCUCUCCGUGUUCUGGCUGAAACCCCAGAUUCCUUUGAAAAGCAUAUUAGAAGCAUUUUGCAACGUAGUGUUGCCAAUCCAGCAUUUUUGAAAGCUUCUGAAAAGGACCUAGCCCCUCCUCCUGAAGAAUGCCUUCAGCUCCUCAGCAGAGCCACCCAGGUGUUCAGAGAGCAGUACAUUCUCAAACAGGACUUGGCCAAGGAGGAGAUUCAGCGGAGGGUCAAAUUAUUAUGUGACCAAAAAAAGAAACAACUAGAAGAUCUCAAUUAUUGUCGAGAGGAGAGGAAAAGUCUGCGGGAAAUGGCUGAGCGUUUAGCUGACAAAUAUGAGGAAGCUAAAGAAAAACAAGAGGAUAUCAUGAACAGGAUGAAAAAAGUACUUCACAGUUUUCACUCUGAGCUCCCAGUUCUCUCUGAUAGUGAGCGAGACAUGAAGAAAGAAUUACAGCUGAUACCUGAUCAACUUCGACAUUUGGGCAAUGCCAUCAAACAGGUUACUAUGAAAAAGGACUAUCAGCAGCGAAAGAUGGAGAAGGUGUUGAGUCUUCAAAAACCCACCAUUACUCUCAGUGCCUACCAGCGGAAGUGCAUUCAGUCCAUCCUGAAGGAGGAGGGUGAACACAUAAGGGAAAUGGUGAAGCAAAUCAAUGAUAUCCGCAAUCAUGUAAACUUCUGACACCACCAGGAGCUGACUCACACCUGAAGUGAACACCACUGAAGGCUUAAACCCAUAUUGUAAAACAGGUAGCAUUAUCUAAUUUAUAAAAAGGCAUUUUGGAUGACCUUUGGUGUGGUUGUUCAUCUUUUUAAAUAUUUUGUUUUAUAAUUAUUGAAUAAAUGUUUUUAUUUAAAA